Molecule: messenger RNA, 663 nt
Organism: Artibeus jamaicensis (Jamaican fruit-eating bat)
Lineage: Eukaryota; Metazoa; Chordata; Mammalia; Chiroptera; Phyllostomidae
Gene: LYPD5
Product: LY6/PLAUR domain containing 5
Exons: 4
Coding region: 16-663 (215 amino acids)
Cellular component (GO): plasma membrane
Source: RefSeq, a predicted model, not a curated record
UUUGACCUCAGUGGCAUGAAACUUGCCAACAUCUCUUGUCCCUAUGGAUGCUCCGAGGCUGUCCUGUCACUGGACACUGGGUACCGCGCCUCGGUGACUCUGGUACAGAAAGGCUGCUGGACGGGCCCGUCCACCGGAGAGAUGCUGUCCAACACCUACGCGCUGCCGCCCGACUACUCUGUAGUGCGUGGCUGCAGGACCGACUGGUGCAAUGAUGACCUCAUGAACCACGACACCAUCCCCAACCUGAGCCCAGCGCCCGACCCCCCGACGCUCAGUGGCACCGAAUGCUACUCCUGCGUGGGGACCCAGCCAGAGGACUGCACCCCGGAGAAGUCCCGACGGGUCCAGUGUCACCAGGACCAAAGCGUCUGCUUUCUGGGCAAUGGCCAAAUGACCGUUGGCAAUUUCUCAGUCCCCGUGUACAUCAGAACCUGCCACCGGCCCUCCUGCACCAUCAGGGGCACCACGAGCCCCUGGACGGACAUCGCCCUGAACGGCUCCUGCUGUGAGGGGCACCUCUGCAACGGGGACUCCACGACCCAGCCCUUCACCCCCACUUCGGCCUCCACCCCUCCCCUGGUCCCCCACAUCGCGGCCCUGCUCCCUGUGGUUCCCCUCCUGGUUGGCGCGCUGGGAGGAGCCCUCCGCCUCUCCCCCUAG